This is a messenger RNA of Theobroma umbraticum, 2241 nucleotides long. NCBI's taxonomy places the organism in Eukaryota, Viridiplantae, Streptophyta, Magnoliopsida, Malvales, Malvaceae. The record is from RefSeq and is a predicted model, not a curated record.
AUGGAGAGGAAAGCCCUUCUUAGUAUCAAAGAAGGUCUUAUAGAUCCCUUUGGUCGACUUUCUUCUUGGAUAGGUGAAGAUUGCUGCAACUGGGCAGGCGUAGGCUGUAGCAAUCAGACAGGUCAUGUUGUCAUGCUUGACCCCAGAGAAAAGAACGACUGUCCUUCGGAUGGAGGGAAUUCAGCACCACCUUAUCGGUUCUGUCAAUUGGGUGGUCACAUUCCAAAGGUUUCACUAGGAAAUCUUUGCAAUUUACAAGUUUUAGAUUUAUCAUCGAGUUCCAUGGACGGUGAAAUCGAAGAACUCAUAGAGGGUUUGUCAAGAUGCAAUAAUUGUAGCUUAGAGACAUUGGAUUUAAACACAAAUAAUCUCGCAGGGAACUUGCCUGAUUCCUUGGGGUUCCUUAGGAAUUUGAAGUUUCUUGCACUCGGCUCCAAUAAACUUACAGGGAAGUUAUAUGAUUCCUUGGGGUCCCUAGGUUAUUUAGAACACCUUCAGCUUUGCAACAACGCAUUUUGGGGUCGACCUCUGAAGUCAGUGGGGAAUUUGUCACGUUUGGAAGUGCUCGACCUGAGAUUCAACAUGAUGAGUGGAACCAUCACUGAAAGUAAUGGACAACUCCCGCGGUUUUUUCAACUGGGUUUCUAUGGGAAUUCCUUUGAAGGAGUCAUAACCGAGCUUCAUUUAAAGAAUCUAACAAGAUUAUGUGAUCUCUCUUUAUCAUCAACAAACAAAUCCUUGGUGUUUAGAUUGAGACAUGACUGGAUUCAUCCCUUCCAGCUCAAUCAAAUUGCAAUCAGUGAUUGCCAAUUAGGCCCUUCGUUCCCUUUGUGGCUCAGAACUCAAAACACGUCUUUUCAAAUCACGCUCUCAAAUGUUGGCAUUUCAGACACCAUUCCUGAUUGGUUUUGGAGAAUAUUACCAGAGAUUUGGUGGCUGGAUCUUUCUCACAACCAGUUGAGAGGGAGGCUUCCUAAGUCGAUUGCAUUUCCCUCUGAUGUAGGGGUGCGGAUUAAUUUUGGAUUCAACCAUCUGGAGGGUUCAAUACCACUUUGGUCAAAUGUGACAGAUUUCUCAUUGAAGAAAAAUUUACUUUCUGGGCCGAUUCCCUCAAACAUAGGCCAUGAAAUGUCAGAAUUGCAAAACUUAGAUCUUUCUGGGAACUUUUUAAAUGGGAGCAUUCCGCCAUCUCUAAACAAUUUGACGAAUUUGAAUUUUAUUGAUCUAUCGAGCAAUCAGUUAUCUGGAAGAAUUCCAAGGCCAUGGCAGGGUUUGCAAUAUUUGAUGAUUGUAGAUCUUUCUAAGAAUAAUCUAUCAGGUGAUAUCCCCAGCUCUAUGUGCUCUAUUCCUUCGCUUGGCUGGUUGACAUUGAGUCGUAAUAAUCUUUCUGGGCAGCUCUCUACGCUCUUGCAGGAUUGCAAAGUUCUGUUUUCACUUGAUCUUGGAGGGAAUAAAUUCACAGGGUUUAUACCCGAGUCAGUUGUGACCAGCCAAUCUCCAAUGUCCUUUUUAAGCCUACGAGCUAACAUGCUAACAGGAAGCAUUCCUGAACAACCAUGUCCUCUCCACAUCUUGGAUGUAGCACAAAACAAUUUAUCAGGGUCCAUUCCUAGUUGUUCGGGCAGCUUGCCACGUCUGAAAACUUUGCGCACCAUCUUCAGGCUUGGACCCUCAACCACAGAAACAACAUUCGACAACCACAUGAAGUUGGUCAUUGAGGGACGAGAAAUUGUAUUUACCAAAAUAAUUCCACUUAUAAACAGCAUCGACCUGUCCAGAAACAAUUUAGUGGGAGAGACACCAGAGGAGAUAACAAAUCUAUCAACCUUAGGAUUCUUGAAUUUAUCUUGGAACCUACUGACGGAAAGAAUUCCAGAAAAUCUUGACGGUUUACAACGUCUAGAAGCCCUUUACCUUUCGCAUAACCAUCUUUCAGGCCCAAUUCCUCCAAGCGUAUCUUCAGUGAUUCUCUUGAACUAUUUGAACUUCUGCUCAAUAUCCACUGAUGGAGACAUAUAUUCCAACGACAAGGAUCGUGACAGAGCGGAAAAACCACACUUCUAUCUAAGUGCGGUACUGGGAUUUUUUGUGGGAUUUUCCAUUUUUGGCACUUUGGUUAUAAAGAAAUCUGUCCGACAUGCCUACUUCCGGUUCUUGGAUAAGAAGAUGGAUGAGCUCUCCGUGCUGAUUGCUGUUAACAUGGCUCGUUUGCGAAGGAAGAAUGUAAUGGAGAGAAAUUGA